CACCGCUCGCGCCAUUGACUUUCCCUCCGAAAGCGCAACCUGGCGUCGCGGUCCCUUUUCCUCUUCUCUCCCCAGCUCUCUCACACUUCUCAAUCCCCUUCCUCUACGCCCACCAUGGUCGAGUGGUACGAGCCCGACAGCUGGGUGACGAAGCUCUUCGGAGCCCACCUCAGCACCUUCAUCAUCACCGUGCUCGUGGCCUUUGGCGCCCCGCUGCUGCUGCACAUGUACAUCUACCGGCAGCGGGCGCCAGCCAGCCUCCCAAACUUUGUGCUGCUCGGCCCCAGCGCCGCGGGCAAGACAGCCCUGCUCACGACCCUCGAGACCGGCCAGCCCCGCGACACGCACCCCACGCAGGCAGUGCACAAAGCCACGCUCACGCUGCCGCAAGACUACACACCGUUCUCGGCGCGCUACCGCAGCGUGAACGACCCAUCGGCGGUCAAAGGGCGCCAAGCCUACCUGACAGACACACCGGGGCACGGGAAGCUGCGCAGCGCCGCGACAGCCACAAUGGCCUCGGCGGCGAACCUGCGGGGCCUCGUCUUCGUCGUGGACGCGGCCGCGCUGGCCUCGCCCGCCGCCCUCAGCCAAGCCGCAGAGUUCCUGCACGACGUGCUGCUCGCGCUGCAGCGGCGCUACACCAGCGCCAAGACGAGCCGCGGGCCCAAGGCGUGCCCGGUGCUCGUCGCCGCCAACAAGAGCGACCUGUUCACGGCGCUGCCGGCGCAGCUCGUGCGCGCGCAGCUCGAGGCCGAGAUCACAAAGGUCAGGAGCGCGCGCGCAAAGGGCAUUCUGGACGUCGGUGUUGGCGAGGACGCUGAUGCCGCUGCCCCCGAUGCCGAGUGGUUGGGCGAUGGCGGCGAGGGCAAGUUCGAGUUCCGCCAGAUGGAGGAGGUCAACGUCGUUGUGGACGUGGUUGCCGGGAGCGUGACUGGCGAGGAGGGCCCCGGCGUUGGCGCGUGGUGGGAGUGGAUUGCUGGGCAGAUGUAGAUACACUACUUCUACAACAUACCUGUACCUGAACAGCCGGGUCGGGUUACGGUGGGUUGGGCUUGGUUGGGGCUUGGUUUUGCAACGAAUGUCGAUAUGAGAAACGAGAAAAUGGCCGCGAGGUUGGCAGGCUUGCUAUUGUCUAAUACCAGAGGAAUUCACCGGUGAGGCGGCACGUGGCAAGGACGACACCCGUC
This is a messenger RNA of Aplosporella prunicola CBS 121167, 1190 nucleotides long. RefSeq lists its product as uncharacterized. Lineage: Eukaryota; Fungi; Ascomycota; Dothideomycetes; Botryosphaeriales; Aplosporellaceae. The coding region runs from base 115 to 993 and encodes 292 amino acids. The record is from RefSeq and is a predicted model, not a curated record. The transcript is spliced from 2 exons.